Molecule: messenger RNA, 1664 nt
Organism: Schizosaccharomyces octosporus yFS286
Lineage: Eukaryota; Fungi; Ascomycota; Schizosaccharomycetes; Schizosaccharomycetales; Schizosaccharomycetaceae
Product: ADP-ribosylation factor
Exons: 2
Coding region: 102-644 (180 amino acids)
Biological process (GO): intracellular protein transport; vesicle-mediated transport
Cellular component (GO): cytoplasm; plasma membrane
Molecular function (GO): GTPase activity; GTP binding
Source: RefSeq, a predicted model, not a curated record
CAAGCCGUCAACCCCCGCUACACCACCAGAUAGAUUUCAUCUUCUACCAAAAACCACCGUCCCAUAGAGAAACGACCGUCAAGAGAAGAAAUAUAAGUAUAAUGGGUUUGAGCAUCAGCAAAUUAUUUCAAAGUCUCUUUGGCAAGAGAGAGAUGCGUAUCCUUAUGGUUGGUCUUGAUGCUGCCGGUAAAACAACUAUUUUAUAUAAACUUAAGCUUGGUGAAAUUGUAACCACUAUCCCUACUAUCGGCUUCAAUGUAGAAACUGUUGAGUACCGCAAUAUUUCUUUCACAGUUUGGGAUGUUGGUGGUCAAGACAAGAUUCGUCCUUUAUGGAGACAUUACUUCCAAAACACUCAGGGUAUCAUUUUCGUUGUUGACUCCAACGAUCGUGAACGUAUCUCUGAGGCUCAUGAAGAAUUGCAACGUAUGCUUAAUGAAGACGAACUUCGCGAUGCCCUUUUGUUGGUUUUCGCCAACAAGCAAGAUUUGCCAAAUGCUAUGAAUGCUGCUGAAAUUACCGACAAGCUCGGUCUUCACUCUCUUCGCCAUCGCCAAUGGUAUAUUCAAGCCACUUGUGCUACUAGUGGAGAUGGUCUUUACGAAGGUCUUGAAUGGCUCUCUACCAACCUCAAGAACCAGUAAACGAUUUAUACAGCUAACUUAUCCUCCGGAGGACGACUAUCCUUAAACUUCUAGUUAUGCAACCUAUGAUUUACUAUCCCUGCAUUUCCUAUGCUCUUUUCCUUUUUGUAUCGUUCUCGAUUCUGCUAUAGGCAUCUGUGCCCAUUGGGCUCCUGUUUUUGGAGUUUCAUUGUGCCAUAUGACUCCAAGUCCUUUGACUUUUAUAAGCCAGACAUGCUCCGUAUUUUAAUGCUUCUUGUUGGCUUCCAUACAUAAUUUGUUUAUGUUCAAUUUGAUUAGUCUACAUACGUACCAGCGUACCUGUACUGCAAACGAGUAGUUCAGGCUCGAUUUUAUGCAAUACAAGGAAGUUCCUAUUGGUUCUUUAGAAUUUAGAGUAUAAAAUUAUUCCUAUCCAAGAAGCAAAAGUACUUAUUUUUGCAAGACCUACAUUUUUAGUCAAAAUGGUUUCCUGUCACAAGAAUAACUUUACAUGUUCAGUGUGGGCAGUGCUUGAUAAUUGUAUCGUUUCUGAAACAGGUUCGAAAGCCAUUUAUUAACCACUCGUUUGUGUAGCAUUCUACUUGGUCUUUAAGCAAUGCUGCCAUGUGUGCGCCUUUGUCUGUCUUUCUUUUUGCGCAUAAUCGCCGAAUCGUUAGCACUAGUUGUUUAUCAUGAUACCUUAUACAUGUCAGAUUCGAAAUUUUAUGCACAACGUGCUAAUCUAGAUGUGUACUGGUUAGUGCAGACUGUGCUUGUUAACAAUUCCAAUUUUAGACAGGAGUACAGUUGAGGUUGAAUAAAAGUCGUGGACUGUGUCUUCCCGCCCUUAUCAACGCAUGUCGAUGGAAGAGUUGCAAAAAGUAUCGAAAGGAUUUAAAUCAUAGUGUGGGAAGGUCUCAACUCGUGGUACUACUUUAGUAUAUCCCGAGAUUUAUGAUUCCAGAUACUUCUCAUUAGAAUGGUCCCUCCUCGGAGUUUAUUCUAUUGUUUUUAUGUGCUUAUAUUAAGAUACUAAAUAACAUAUUGAUUAUGUCCGCA